Molecule: messenger RNA, 1850 nt
Organism: Pollicipes pollicipes
Lineage: Eukaryota; Metazoa; Arthropoda; Thecostraca; Pollicipedomorpha; Pollicipedidae
Gene: BckdhA
Product: Branched chain keto acid dehydrogenase E1 subunit alpha
Exons: 10
Coding region: 129-1475 (448 amino acids)
Biological process (GO): branched-chain amino acid catabolic process
Cellular component (GO): oxoglutarate dehydrogenase complex
Molecular function (GO): oxidoreductase activity, acting on the aldehyde or oxo group of donors, disulfide as acceptor
Source: RefSeq, a predicted model, not a curated record
CCCGCCCGGGCUGGCGGCAGGUUAAAGGUUGUUCUAGGGCCUCGUUGAAGACUCGUGUUGCGUCGGGUGAGCAUCCUCACGACUACGGGCGUCAGAUUUUCUACACUUGGCCAUUGAACCGGGAGGUCAUGUUGCAAGCCGGCGCAAAGAAGUUGUGUCCACUACUGCGCAGUGUGUGUGCUGUGAAACGGGCACACAUCCCCCGGGUCUUACAAGCGCGCCCGCUCAGCACCGGACUGGGCGGCUAUACGCCGACGGACUCGGUCGGCAGCGAUGGCUCGGAGGUGCGCCCCCAGUUCCCGGGCGCCACCGCCAGCUGGACGCACGAGCUCGAGUUCGUCAACGCCGACCGCUACAACGGCAUCCCCAUCUACCGCGUCAUGGACCGCGACGGCAAGAUCAUCCGGCCGGAGGAGGAGCCCAAGAUUCCCGACGGUACCCUGGUGGAAAUGUACAAAAAGAUGACACUGCUUAACACGAUGGACAAAAUUCUCUACGAAUCUCAGCGGCAGGGAAGGAUAUCCUUUUACAUGACCAACUACGGAGAGGAGGGCACCCACAUGGGCUCGGCGGCCGCGCUCAAGCCCGAGGACUUUGUCUAUGGACAGUACCGCGAGUCAGGUGUCCUGAUGUACCGCGGCUUCACCCUGGACCAGUUCAUGAACCAAUGCUACGGCAACGAGAUGGACGAGGGAAAGGGUCGCCAGAUGCCCGUCCACUACGGGUCGCCGGCCCUCAACUUCAGCACCAUAUCCUCGCCGCUUGCCACGCAGAUGCCGCAAGCGGUGGGUACGGCGUACGCCUUCAAGCGCAACCAGGAGGACCGCUGCGUGAUCUGCUACUUCGGCGAGGGCAGCUCCAGCGAGGGCGACGCGCACGCCGCCUUCAACUUCGCCGCCGUCCUGGACACGCCCGUCAUCUUCUUCUGCCGCAACAACGGCUACGCCAUCUCGACGCCGACGCGCGAGCAGUACCGCGGCGACGGCGUCGCCAGCCGCGGCCCCGCCUACGGCAUCGCCUCCAUACGCGUGGACGGCAACGACACGCUGGCCGUGUACAACGCCACGGCGGCCGCGCGCCAUAAGGCCGUCACCGAGAACAAGCCCGUGCUGAUCGAGGCCAUGACGUACCGGAUCGGCCACCACAGCACGUCAGACGACAGCUCGGCGUACCGCUCUGUGGACGAGGUGCGCUACUGGGACUCCACGGACCACCCCAUAGCGCGCAUGCGACUCUAUCUGUCGCACAAGGGCCUCUGGGACGAGGGCAAGGAGAGGGACUGGAAGAACUCGGCCAAGAAACAGGUGAUGGAGUCGUUCCAGCAGGCCGAGAAGCGACCCAUCGCCAACUGGGAGAACAUGUUCACCGACGUGUACCAGGAGCUGCCGCCCCACCUCGAGACCCAGAUGAAGUCCAUGCGCGAUCACAUGAAAGAAUACGGCAAGCACUACCCGGCUACCAGUGAUAAGAAAUAGGACGAUCUCGCCGAUCCAGUUGAUAAUCGCGUCAGCUGAUUGCUCAGCUGAUGCGUCUUGCGACCGGCCAGUGCGUGUCUGUCACUCAUCUCGGUGACUUUUAGCGGUCGUAAUGUUACGGCUUCGUGAGGAAUGCCUCGUGAUUUAUGGCAGGCCAUCGUGCGGGCAAUCACGCGAGAGCGCGGCGUGUAGUAUGACCACAUCGCUGUGGAAUUCUGUGCAAUAUGCGCUGGAGGAGAUACGGCAUAACUCUCAUAGUGCGAUGCUCCAGAAGUUUUGUAAAGCGUCCGUUAGGCGUUUGAUCUUGCCCAAGGAUUCUGUUUAUGCGUGGAUUGGAGUGAUACAGUGUCAGUAAAUGACGUGCUACCAAAAAAA